UGCGACAUCCAGUCCGGCCCGCUUACUUUCUUCGCAUUCCUUCGCGGCACCAAAUCUCAGGCCAAAUACAGCCACCCAAGCCAGAAGCUCCACAUUGUAAGCUCGGCUCCAUCACUAUGGGAUUCGGAACGCCCUGCUUAUCGCUGCCAAGACGGGCCAUGUUCGACGUUGGGGGCACAGCAGCUUCGCAUGUGUGGGCGUCAAAGGCGGGCAGGGGCUCAACGGCCGCAUCAAUCUCGGUCCCUUGAAAUUGGCGAAAUGGCGUGAAAGAACAUGUGGGAAGAUAUUUCAGCCUGGAGAGCCCCCGCCCAUUUCGUCUUUGCUUUACAGAGUACCCUAGACGUUCCAGUUCUGGUCCAUAUACUGACGUCCUUUCAAUCAUGGAGCCACCACCUACCCCCGAGUUCGAUCCGGCGAAGCCCAAUGGCGGCAAUCCGGAUGUCGAGAAUAUCAACCUCCAGUAUACGGGCCUGGAGUUCCACUACAUCUACCUCAUGAUCAUGGCCUUCCUUGUGUUCCUGAUCAUACCUGGAAUUGGUUUCCUCUACUCUGGUCUAGCGCGCCGGAAGUCCGCACUCUCCAUGUUAUUCCAAAGUUUUGCAGUCAUGGGAGUUGUCACCUUCCAGUGGAUGUUCUGGGGCUACACGCUCGCGUAUUCUCGCACUGCCAGUCCGUUUAUUGGUAAUAUGGACAACUUCGGCCUCAAGAAUGUCAUGUCUGCGCCAUCUCCCGGUUCGUCAUUCUUGCCCGAAAUCGUCUUUUGUCUCUAUCAGAUGCUCUUCUGCGCAUGCACUGUGCAGCUUGUCAUUGGUGGAUCAUUUGAACGUGGUCGUAUUCUACCUUCAAUGGUCUUUGCCUUCUGUUGGGCGACUAUCGUGUACUGCCCAAUUGCUUGCUGGACAUGGAACGCAAAUGGUUGGCUAUUCAACCUUCCCUCACUUGACUUCGCCGGUGGCGGUCCCGUUCACAUCGCGUCCGGCUGGUCCGCCCUCGCGUACGCUUUCGUUCUGGGCAAGCGUCUACACAAAGGUGACAAGAUUCACGGAAAGGCCCAUAACCCCACGCUUGUCUUUAUAGGCACUGUAUUCAUCUGGUUUGGGUGGUUCGGCUUCAACGGAGGCAGUGCUCUCAACGGUACCGUCCGCUCGAUGCUGGCUGCGUUCAACACCAACACCGCCGCUAGUUUUGGCGUGCUCGGUUGGGUAUCGGUGGAGUACGUCCGUACUAAGGGUCACUUUUCCGUGGUCGGUGCUUGCUCAGGAGCCAUUGCUGGACUUGUCGGCAUCACUCCUGCUGCAGGUUACGUUUCUGUUUGGAUUGCUGCCCUCAUCGGCUUUCUUACUGCCGCUAUCUGUUCUCUUUGCCAGAACGUCGACAAGUGGAUCAAGAUCGACGAAGGCAUGGAUGUCUUCAAGCUCCACGGAAUUGGUGGCAUGGUUGGUUCAUUCCUCACUGGCAUUUUCGGCCAAGCCUGGAUCUACGACCUUGACGGUAUGGGUCCCUACGACGGCCUCGGCGGCAUGGACGGUGUGGGCGUUCAGAUCGGUCGCCAAUUGGCCGAGAUUGUCGCCAUCGCCUCUUAUUCUUUCGUCGUCUCUUGCAUUCUUCUGUACAUCCUGAAGUUCAUUCCUGGCAUGCACCUUCGCGUCACUUCAGAGGCUGAGAUGAUGGGUCUGGACUACGAUCAGUUUGGUGGCGAGCAGAUUGGCGACUGGAGCAUAAUGGACCAGAACCACUACGAGGCGAAUGUCAGCAGCUCAAGCAGCCAGAAUGUGCCUACAUCUGUUCCUGCGGCAGCGGUCGGCAAGCAAUCGUAAGAGUUGGCGGUAUUCGCUUAGUACUAGGUGGUGGCGCAGCGCGAGCGGCGCCGCAGUUGACUGUUAAAAUUGCAUAACAAUAUCAAGAGGAAAGCUCUUCCGCUGAAGAUCAUUACACGGUGUAGACAGAGGCUUUCCCUAUCUCAUAAGUUCAUCGUUCAUAGGAGCAUUAAUUGUCAUUCAUUCCAUAGCCUCGACUACACGUAUUAUACGAGUAUUCAUGCCAAAAACGGG
This is a messenger RNA of Alternaria rosae, 2051 nucleotides long. Its product is annotated as ammonium transporter AmtB-like domain-containing protein. NCBI's taxonomy places the organism in Eukaryota, Fungi, Ascomycota, Dothideomycetes, Pleosporales, Pleosporaceae. The record is from RefSeq and is a predicted model, not a curated record. The transcript is spliced from 3 exons. Bases 381 to 1817 code for a protein of 478 amino acids. Gene Ontology annotation, cellular component: plasma membrane. Gene Ontology annotation, molecular function: ammonium channel activity. Gene Ontology annotation, biological process: ammonium transmembrane transport.